AUGUUGUCCCAAACAUCUCCAACAGAUGCUGUCCCAAACAACCUCCAACAGAUGCUGUCCCAAACACCUCCAACAGAUGCUGUCCCAAUGGUGUCCAAAACACCUCCAACAAAUGCUGUCCCAAACACCUCCAACAAAUGCUGUCCCAAACACCCUCCAACAGAUGCUGCCCCAAACAACCUCCAACAGAUGGUGUCCCAAACACCUCCCAACAGAUGCUGUCCCAAACACCUCCAACAAAUGCUGUCCCAAACACCUCCAACAGAUGCUGUCCCAAACACCUCCAACAGAUGUUGCCCCAAACACCCUCAAACAAAUGCUGUCCCAAACACCCUCCGACAGAUGCUGUCCCAAACACCUCCUAACAGAUGCUGUCCAAAACACCUCCAACAAAUGCUGUCCCAAACACCUUCCAACAGAUGCUGUCCCAAACACCCUCCAACAGAUGCUGUCCCAAACACCUCCCAACAGAUGCUGUCCAAAACACCUCCAACAAAUGCUGUCCCAAACACCCUCCAACAGAUGCUGUCCCAAACACCUCCCAACAGAUGCUGUCCCAAACACCUCCAACAAAUGCUGUCCCAAACACCUCCAACAAAUGCUGUCCCAAACACCCUCCAACAGAUGCUGCCCCAAAUAAGCUCCAACAGAUGGUGUCCCAAACACCUCCCAACAGAUGCUGUCCCAAACACCUCCAACAAAUGCUGUCCCAAACACCCUCCAACAGAUGCUGUCCCAAACAACCUCCAACAGAUGCUGUCCUAA
This is a messenger RNA of Ylistrum balloti, 765 nucleotides long. RefSeq lists its product as uncharacterized. Bases 1 to 765 code for a protein of 254 amino acids. The record is from RefSeq and is a predicted model, not a curated record. The transcript has a single exon. NCBI's taxonomy places the organism in Eukaryota, Metazoa, Mollusca, Bivalvia, Pectinida, Pectinidae.